Papaver somniferum (opium poppy) is the source of this 855-nucleotide messenger RNA. RefSeq lists its product as uncharacterized. Lineage: Eukaryota; Viridiplantae; Streptophyta; Magnoliopsida; Ranunculales; Papaveraceae. The transcript has 2 exons. The record is from RefSeq and is a predicted model, not a curated record. Bases 1 to 855 code for a protein of 284 amino acids.
AUGGUUGACGUCAUGAAACAUUUUGCCAAAGGCAUUGCACCGGAUUCUUUAGAUGACUACACACAAAUGGGAGCGACCACUAUCUACCAUUAUGCUAUGAAGUUUAUGGAUGCAAUAAUUUGGAUUUAUAAUGGUCGAUACUUGCGUCAACCUAUCGCUCAAAAUACAAACAGGAUUAUAGCAGAAAAUGAAGCUCGGAACAAUGAUCUUAAUGUCUUGCAUGCUUCGGGUUUGUUCGAUAGACAACUUCUUGGUGUAUCACCUCCUUGUCAUUAUCAAAUCAAUGAAAAGAAUUACGACCAGGGGUACUAUCUAGGAGAUGGUGCAUAUCUCAUGUAUGGUUGCAUCGUGCAAGGAUACAAACCCGCCUCAAACAUUAGAGAAGGUCUUUUCAAUCAAUAUCAAGAAGCUAAAAGGAAGGACAUAGAACGUGCAUUUGGUGGUUUAAAAGGUAAGUUUGGCAUUAUAUCGAAACCUUGUCGUUAUUAUAAAAAAUCUGACAUGAAGGCAAUUAUGAGGGGGUGCUUGAUAAUGCACAACAUGUGUGUUGAGGUGGAAUAUCGAAAUGCGGAUUGGGGGAGGAUCAUGGGAGAUGAACCUCAACCGCCAAUUCAAGGAAACGUAAGGCUACCUCCUCAUAUAUUGUACAACCCUGCGAUUUGGGCACAACUUCGCUUGGAACUCACUACACACAUGUGGAACCGACACGGAGAAGGUCUGAGAGAUGGUGAUAUUCCAAACAUGCAUAUUGAUGAUGCCUUGUCGAAAGUUCAUGAGGGUACAACCGACGUGGACAGCGAUGAAGAUCAAUAUGACCCUCAAGGAGGUGGUGCAUUUUAUGAGAAUGGAGAGUAA